AUGCGUCGCAUAAAGCCCCAAUACAUAACAUCCGGAGCUCAUUUCCCGCAGUUGUUUCGCUCAGGUUACCAACAAAUACUAUUAAACCAGCUUAGUUCUCAUGCUGUCGGCGAAGAGCCCAACUCCUACGGAGCAGGCGGUUUCCAUCCUGUUUCACUUGGAGAUACCUUUGACGCUGGCAGAUACCGAAUAUUGAGGAAACUCGGCUAUGGCCAGUACUCCACAGUCUGGCUUGCCCGCGAUUUCAAGAGUCAGAGGUAUGUGGCGAUUAAAGCGCUUAGAGCCAAUUGCUACGGGGGAUCUGAGCGAGAUAUUCUUUCUAAAAUCACGGACAUCUCUAAACGAAGCAAGCACACAGGCCGCUAUUUCGUAAUACGUGCUCUGGACCAAUUCAUACAUACGGGUCCAAAUGGGGACCAUGCCUUCUUUGUGUUCGAUGUCCUAGGCCAUCAUUUGUAUCAUCAAUGCUCCAAAUAUGAAGAUGGCAGACUGCCUGUGGGAGUGGUGAAAACAAUUGCACGGCAGCUCUUACUUGGACUUGACUUUCUUCAUAACGAAUGCAACAUCAUCCAUACCGCAGAUAUACAUCCAAAAAACAUACUUGUAGCACUGGAAAACUCAGACACGGCAAUUUCACGGCAUCUGUUAGAAGUUUCCCCACGGACAGAUACUCAGUCUGGCGCUGAAUUGCCCCUCCGCGAAAUUAUCAAGACGCCUCUUACAGCUGAAAUGAAAGAACCUUGCAUCAAAAUAAUCGACUUUGGUUUAGCAACUUGGAGACACAAAUAUCUCACACAUUUGAUUCAAUCACCAGCUCUGAGAGCACCUGAAGUGACAAUAGGCGCUCCCUGGGACACCAAAGUUGAUAUAUGGACCCUCGGAUGUCUCAUCAUGGAAUUUAUCCAAGGAAUAAUUCUUUUCUCUGGGAAAGCGUCGGAGGAUGGUUCCUGGACGGCGGAUGACGACCGUCUAGCAAGAACAAUCGAGGCCCUUGGCCCAUUUCCCACUGAACUUCUCGAGAAGGGAACUCGGACAGCAGACUUCUUCUGCGAAAAUGGAGAUCUUCGAAGAAUUCCGAAUUUGAAACCUACGACCUUUGAAUUACUUAUAAAUGGACCAACUAAGCCCUUUUUGAAGCCAGACGACAUGCCCGAUUCUGAAGUUCCUAUUUUCAUUGAUUUCCUGAAGGGGAUGCUUACAAUUAAUCCAGAUUUUCGACUCUCGGCCGCUGAUCUACUGCAGCAUGAAUGGCUCAAGCUGUAA
Paracoccidioides brasiliensis Pb18 is the source of this 1263-nucleotide messenger RNA. Its product is annotated as CMGC/SRPK protein kinase. The transcript has 6 exons. The coding region runs from base 1 to 1263 and encodes 420 amino acids. Gene Ontology annotation, biological process: spliceosomal complex assembly; regulation of mRNA processing; protein phosphorylation. Gene Ontology annotation, molecular function: protein kinase activity; ATP binding. The record is from RefSeq and is a predicted model, not a curated record.